CUGCAUGGCAUAGAUAUAAUAUAAAUAGUAAACCUGUAUAGUAUGUAUCAUAUACACUUAUAGUACUAUUCUAUUCUAAGACGCAAGGAGUAUAUACAGUGUAAUAGAGGGGGCGCAGACUUUUGCACGGUGCACUGUAGAGCACGAGGAACCGCGCAUGCGCAGAUGAGGUGCCCUGCUUUUCCCUGUGCCGCUGCUGUAUUACAGGUGGAAACAAAACGGCAGUUAGCUGGAGCUAUUCGGGGGAGCGGAGGAUAUUAAGUUGCGUAGACGGACUUAGCUUAGAAGGACGGACACGCUGGGUGGAUAUAUAUUACGGAAUGCAAAAUGAGCGAAUAACAAUAACUAGCCGGAGCUGGUGUGGUUGAAGGAGAGUGUAGCUUAGCCAUAGCUAAUAAACACUUAGCGCGCUAGCCACGGUACAGCUCGGCUGCUGUGAGCCUUUAUUCUGGGGGUGAGCUCCUGCUCCUCCUGCUGUUAGAGCCAGAGCCAGAGCCUGUCCUGUCCUCAGCCAUGUUCGUGCAAGAAGAGAAGAUCUUCGCAGGGAACGUGUUGAAGAUCCACAUCUGUACCAUGGAGGGCACAGAGUGGCUGGAGGAAGUCACUGAAGACACCACUAUAGAGAAGCUGAAGGAGAAAUGCCUGAAACACUGCACUCAUGGGAGUCUAGAGGAUCCCAAAACCAUCACGCACCACAAACUCAUUCAUGCAGCUACAGAGAGGAUUCUUACUGAAACCAAAACCGUCGCAGACGAAAACCUUAAAGAUAAAGACUGCUUGUUAUUGAUAAAGAAGAGGGCACCACCACUGCAUCCCAAAAUGGCCGACAUAUCUGCAGAAGAGAAGAAGAAGCAGGAGAGCAAGGCUCCAGAUAAAGACGCUAUCCUCAAAGCCACAGCAAAUUUGUCCACUCGCCACUCCGACCGCACCGUCACGCAGCACAACAUCAGAGACUUCCAGACUGAACUGAGGAAAAUUCUGGUGUCGCUCAUUGAGGUAGCGCAGAAACUCCUCGCGUUGAAUCCAGAUGCUGUCGAGCUCUUCAAAAAGGCUAACGCCAUGUUGGAUGAGGAUGAUGAGGAGCGUGUGGAUGAAAAUGCCCUGCAGCAGCUGACCGAGAUGGGUUUCCCAGAGAGCCGUGCGGUCAAGGCACUGCGCCUAAACCACAUGUCUGUGACGCAGGCGAUGGAAUGGCUGAUCGAGCAUGUGGACGACCCCACAGUCGACAUGCCCCUGCCAGGCCAGGAAGCUCAAGGAGCAGCUGGAUCUGCAGCAGCUGCCUCUGCGUCUGCAGCAGCUGCUUCUGGGUCUGCAGCAGCUGCCUCUGGGUCUACAGCAGCUGCCUCUGGGUCUGCAGCAGCUGCCUCUGGGUCUCCAGCAGCUGCCUCUGCAUCUGCAGCGUCUGCAGCGUCUGCGUCUGCAGGUCCGUCUCCCUCGGGUCCAGCCCUUCAGGCAGUCACCUCCUCCCAGUCCAGCUCAGAGGAGGCCAAGCAGGACGAGCUGACAGAGAUCUUCAAGAGGAUCCGGAGGAAGCGAGAGUUCAGGCCGGACUCACGGGCAGUGAUCGCACUGAUGGAGAUGGGGUUUGAUGAGAAGGAAGUGAUCGACGCCCUCCGGGUCAAUAAUAAUCAACAGGACGCUGCUUGUGAAUGGUUGCUCGGUGACAGAAAGCCUUCACCUGAGGACCUCGAUAAGGGCAUCGACACUAAUAGCCCUCUGUUUCAAGCCAUACUGGAGAAUCCUGUGGUCCAGCUCGGCCUCACAAACCCUAAAACACUGCUGGUGCCUUGUAAGCUGACCCCGUUGUUGACCCUUUGCAACGUGACUGAUUUUGAUGAAGCGCAGUACUGAAAAGCAGGUGUCUCAGAAUCCACUGCUUGUUUGCCAGACAGGACGUUUACUGAUGUUGACUGCUGGUUGUUUUUAAUCCCGGCGUCGCAUUGCGUUUUUGGCUUGCAGCGUUUGAGGACAUGCUGGAGAAUCCUCUGAACAGCACACAGUGGAUGAAUGACCCUGAGACCGGCCCGGUCAUGCUCCAGAUAUCCAGAAUC
Ictalurus furcatus (blue catfish) is the source of this 2051-nucleotide messenger RNA. It is a transcript of the gene ubac1, whose product is annotated as UBA domain containing 1. The record is from RefSeq and is a predicted model, not a curated record. The coding region runs from base 514 to 1851 and encodes 445 amino acids. Gene Ontology annotation, molecular function: protein binding. Lineage: Eukaryota; Metazoa; Chordata; Actinopteri; Siluriformes; Ictaluridae. The transcript is spliced from 10 exons.